AUGCAUUGCACUCACUGCCUGCUCCUUCUUCUGGCUGGACACCUGAUGCUGUCUCACAGCCAGGCAGUCCAAGAGAUCGACAACACAGCCAACCAAACCAACAGAGAAUUCUCACAGUUGAACGUCUCCAGCUACCAGAUUGCCUCUAGCAAUGCCAACUUUGCCUUCAGCCUCUACCACCUGAUAGCAUCCCAAAACUCUGAAAAGAACAUUUUCUUCUCCCCACUCAGCAUCUCUAUUGCCUUGGCCAUGCUGUCCACGGGAGCUGGUGGGGACACCCAGACUCAGAUCCUUGAAGGCCUGGCCUUCAAUCUCACGAAGCUGUCAUUGCCUGAAAUCCAGGACGGCAUCAGGUCCUUGCUUCAAGUGAUAAGUCGUCCAUCCACUGAGCUGGACAUCUCUGUAGGCAAUGCCCUGAUCCUGAACCAGGACCUGCAUCUCCUCCCUAAGUUUGUCAGCACUGCUGAAGCCUCCUAUAAUGGCAAAGUCUUACGCAGUAACUUCAGAGACAUGGAGGCUACCACCCAGCUCAUCAACAACUAUGUCAAGGAGAAAACCCGUGGCAAGAUCAGGGAUUUGGUUAGCGGCCUGACCCCUGACAUGAGGAUGGUUCUGAUAAAUUAUAUCUUCUUCCGAGGUCUGUGGAAGAAACCCUUUCCUUCCUCAAAAGUCUUCAACGGUAACUUCUACGUAGAUAAGAACACGGUCGUGAAGGUACCCAUGAUGCUGCAAGAUGAUCAGAAACACUGGUUUCUUGAUGACAGGCAUGUGCCCUGCACGGUUCUGCGGAUGGAUUACAAAGGUGAUGCAAUGGCGUUUUUCAUCCUUCCUCAAGAGGACAAGAUGGAGGAGGUGGAGCAGGUGUUGUCCCCAGGCAUGCUAAAACGGUGGAACCACUUGCUUCAAAAUAGGUACCUUUACAGAAAGCUCUCAUUGCAGUUUCCCAAAUUCUCCAUUGCAAACUCCUAUGCAUUGGAUGAAAUUUUGCCUGACCUGGGCUUCCGGGACCUAUUCACCCAGCGUGCUAACUUCUCGAAUAUUAACCAAGAAGAGAAUUUGCAGUUAUCCAAAGUUUUCCACAAGGCCACCCUGGAUGUGAAUGAAGUUGGCACGGAGGCUGCGGCAGCCACUAGUGUCUCUGUCACCUUUUUCUCUGCCCAGCACAAGAGACAUGUCCUUAUAUUCAACCGGCCAUUCUUCAUAGUGAUAUAUUCCACCAGCACCAAGAGUAUCUUCUUCAUGGGGAAGGUGUUCAACCCCACAGCAUAG
Messenger RNA from Cricetulus griseus (Chinese hamster), 1269 nucleotides. NCBI's taxonomy places the organism in Eukaryota, Metazoa, Chordata, Mammalia, Rodentia, Cricetidae. The record is from RefSeq and is a predicted model, not a curated record.